Phyllotreta striolata is the source of this 1293-nucleotide messenger RNA. Lineage: Eukaryota; Metazoa; Arthropoda; Insecta; Coleoptera; Chrysomelidae. The record is from the annotation of a GenBank genome assembly.
AUGCCCUUAGAUGUUCUGGGCCGCACGCGCGCUACACUGAAGGAAUCAGCGUGUCCUCCCUGGCCGAGCGGCCCGGGUAACCCGCUGAACCUCCUUCGUGCUAGGGAUUGGGGCUUGCAAUUGUUCCCCAUGAACGAGGAAUUCCCAUUUUGGUGUAUAUCUGGCCGAUCGGACGGUAGACCGAGCGGUUUGGAAAAUACGGCAAAAUUAGAAAAAAUUCAGGAAUCGGAGAAAUCCGUGCCCCAAAUCAAUGAAUUAGUCUUUGUCAAGACUAACCAAAUUCCUUCUGCUAAACCAUUUAAACGGUCGUGCAGAAUAAUCAAAUGUACUAGCAUUGCUAAUACGAAAAGAACAAGCUUAACUAAGGAUUUAGUUAACAAAUUCAAAAACUACAGGACAACCUCGAAUAGAGGUACACUUUCAAGAACGAAAACACAGGAAACAACCAAAAAACAAGUUACAGAAGAAAAGAAGGACCCUAAAGAAGAAAUGGCAACCUCAAACAUUGAAGUCAUGGACCAAGACGGAUUCCAGAUGGCAAAAGUUUCGAAGAAAUCAGGAAGCGAAAAUAUUAUCGACGCACGCGGUAGAGCAGGAACUUCAUCCGGUAUACCGACAAGCAACGUGUUCGAAAUAUUCAAGCGUCCUGAUCUUCAAAACUCAGGCAACGAAAAUCCAACACAGCAAGAAAAGAAGACAAGAAUUCCUCCUAUCGUCCUUCAGAAUGGUAUAGGACACUAUACCAACUUAGUAAAGAACUUAACUGCUUUGCUAGGGCAUAAGAACUUUUCUAUUGCCCCUGCGGGUAAGAGCGGUACAAGAGUCUUUACUACAAGUAUGGACGAUUUUAACAAGGUUAAAGAGAACCUAGUUAAGGAGAAUUUAGGAUUCCAUACCUUCUCGCAAAAAGAAGUUAUCACGAAAAAGAUCAUUAUGCGAGCAGCACCUAGGAUGGACCUGAACGAAGUUACACAAGAAAUGAGAGACGCUGGAAUCGAAGCGAAGAUAACAGCACUAAAACCUAAAAGUGGCUUAGACGGAAGUACUUACCUCGUGCAGGUACCUAAGUCUCAAGACCUGAAGGACAUAAAGAAGAUCACUGGAGUUCAGAACAUCAGAGUUAGGCUCAGAAGAAUCUCAGAAACCAACAACAUCGUCAGGCAGCUCCUCCAAGCAGACCAGUACACCCAUCGACGUACAGGAACGUUUCUAGCGGUAUGUCAUACGCACAAACCGCUAAAAACUCCUAUCAACCACGACAGGCAUCUAAUCAACAAAAGCAAGAAGAAAUAA